Molecule: messenger RNA, 1295 nt
Organism: Phragmites australis (common reed)
Lineage: Eukaryota; Viridiplantae; Streptophyta; Magnoliopsida; Poales; Poaceae
Product: zinc transporter 9-like
Exons: 3
Coding region: 14-1069 (351 amino acids)
Biological process (GO): zinc ion transmembrane transport
Cellular component (GO): plasma membrane
Molecular function (GO): zinc ion transmembrane transporter activity
Source: RefSeq, a predicted model, not a curated record
CUUGGACUAAGAAAUGGCUGCCGAUCUCAAGCUCGCUGCCUUCUUCCUCCUCGCCGUCGCCUCGCUCCCUCUGCUCGUCGUCGCCGACUGCGACUGCGAGGCCAGCACGGAUGAAGGCAACGACAAGGCGAGGGCGCUCACGCUCAAGAUCGUGGCCAUCUUCUGCAUCCUAUUCGCGAGCUCCGUGGGCUGCGCGAUCCCCUCGCUCGGCCGUAGGUUCCCGGCCCUCCGCCCGGACACCGACCUCUUCCUCGCCGUGAAGGCCUUCGCCGCGGGCGUCAUCCUCGCCACGGCCUUCGUGCACAUGCUCCCGGAGGCCUUCGACAAGCUCGGCUCGCCGUGUCUCGUCGACGGGCCCUGGCAGAAGUUCCCGUUCGCCGGCCUUGUCGCCAUGCUCGCCGCCAUCGCCACGCUCGUUGUCGAUACCAUCGCCACGGGCUACUUCCAGCGCGCGCACGCCAAGACCGCCACGUCCGUCGGGGACGUGGAGACUUCGGACCACGCGCACGGCGGCCACGGCCACGCGCACGGCGUGGUGUCCGCGAUCGCGUCGUCGUCCACGUCCAACGCCGACGGCGGCGCGCAGCUCAUACGCCACCGCGUCAUCGCGCAGGUGCUGGAGCUGGGGAUCAUAGCGCACUCGGUAAUCAUCGGGAUGUCUUUGGGUGCAUCUGAGAGUCCCAGCACGAUCAAGCCGCUCGUGGCCGCGUUAACGUUUCAUCAGUUCUUCGAAGGAAUAGGGCUUGGAGGAUGCAUUGUUCAGGCCCAAUUCCGUCUAAAAUCAGUGCUGACGAUGGCGCUCUUCUUUUCACUCACCACGCCGGUCGGAGUCGUGAUCGGCAUCGGGAUCUCCUCCACCUACAACGAGAACAGCCCCAGGGCCCUGAUCAUCGAAGGAGUCCUCCACGCCGCGGCCGCUGGGAUCCUGAUCUACAUGGCGCUCGUCGACCUCCUAGCUGAGGACUUCAUGAACCCUAGGGUGCAGAACAAUGGGAGGCUGCAGCUCAUCAUCAACGUCUCGUUGCUGGUUGGGACGGCGCUCAUGUCCAUGCUCGCCAUAUGGGCCUGAACACUCGUGAAUAAUGACUCUCGAAUACGGUGAAAUAUCAACCUAUUUUCCUGGAUUUGGAUUUUCUUCUCCAUUUUUAUCUUGUUCUUGUGAGUAAUAAUUACUUGAUGAUUUCUCAUUUGUGUUUGUAAAAAGAAGAAUAUACCAAAUUCGAUGUAAUAAAUUGAAGUGCCAACGGCUAAACCCUUACCCGGCCGAUUUGUUCAGAAUUAUAAAAAGAGAAGCA